GGAGCGGCCGGGGGUGGAGUGGGAGCGCGUGUGUGCGAGUGUGUGCGCGCCGUGGCGCCGCCUCCGCCCGCCCCCAGCUCGGUCCCGCUUGCUUGCCGCGGCCGGGCGGCCCUUUCGCGUGUCCGUGCUUCCUCCCCUCCUCCUCCUCCAUUUUGCGAGCUCGAGUCUGUGCCUGGAACCCGAGUCACAGCCAGUUCCCCUGUUGGGGACGGAUUCUAGCGGGUGGAAGGAGAAGCCGAGUGGCCGGAGCGGCGCGGCGCCGGGACGGGUGACGCGCGCGCCGGAGCCCGGAGCCGCCGAGAGGGAGCGGAGCGGAGCGGGCGUCUGGCUUGUCAGCGGGGAAAUGGGAGACUUUUUGAAAUAGGGGCGCUCCCCUCCUCCCUCCCAUGGAGAAGGGGGCGGCUGUUUACUUCCUUUUUUUAGAUAAAAUAUUUCCCUCCUGCUCCUCCUGCUCUCACACGCCAAGUUGUUUAUCUCGGGUGCGGUAGGAGCUGCGGACGGUGGCGGGUGAGCGGCGCCGCUGCCAGAGCUGACACUUGAUGGACCCCAAAGAAUCAUUAGCUCCCCCAAGUAGAGAAGAAGUCCCCAGCAGUGUACUUGGCCUGGAGAAGGGAAAUGUCAUGGACUUCUGUAAAACCCUAAGGGGAGGAGCUGUUGUGAAGGGUUCUGCAUCUUCACCCUUACUGGCUACUGCCUCUCAGACAGACUCCAAGCAACAAAGACUGUCGGUUGAUUUUCCAAAAGGCUCAGUAAGCAAUGUGCAACAGCCAGAUCUGUCCAAAGCAGUUUCGCUCUCAAUGGGACUGUAUAUGGGAGAGACAGAAACAAAAGUGAUGGGAAAUGACCUGGGAUUUCCACAGCAGGGCCAAAUCAGCCUUUCCUCUGGGGAAACAGACUUUCGACUUCUGGAAGAAAGUAUUGCAAACCUUAAUAGGUCAUCCAGUGUUCCAGACAACCCCAAGAGUUCAGCAUCUGCUGCUGUGUCUGAUGCCUCCACAGAGAAGGAGUUUCUCCAAACACACUCUGAUGUAUCUUCAGAACAGAAAAAUCUUAAAGGCCAGUCUGGCACCAGUGUUGGCAAUGUGAAAUUGUGUACCACAGACCAAAGCACCUUUGACAUUUUUCAGGAUUUGGAGUUUUCUUCUGGGUCCCCAGGUAAAGAGACAAACGAGAGUCCUUGGAGAUCAGACCUAUUGAUAGAUGAAAACUGUUUGCUUUCUCCUUUGGCAGGAGAAGAUGAUCCAUUCCCUUUGGAAGGAGAUGCGAGUGAGGACUGUAAGCCUCUCAUUUUACCGGACACUAAACCUAAAAUUAAGGAUAAUGGAAAUAUAAUCUUACCAAACCCCAGCAGUGUACCACUGCCCCAUGUGAAAACAGAAAAAGAAGAUUUCAUUGAACUCUGCACCCCUGGGGUAAUUAAGCAAGAGAAACUGGGCCCAGUUUACUGUCAGGCAAGCUUUUCUGGGGCAAAUAUAAUUGGUAAUAAAAUGUCUGCCAUUUCUGUUCAUGGCGUGAGUACCUCUGGAGGACAGAUGUACCACUAUGACAUGAAUACAGCAUCCCUUUCUCAGCAAGAUCAGAAGCCUGUUUUUAAUGUCAUUCCACCAAUUUCUGUUGGUUCUGAAAAUUGGAAUAGGUGCCAAGGAUCUGGAGAUGACAACCUCACUUCCUUGGGGACUAUGAACUUCCCUAGCAGAUCAGUUUUUUCUAAUGGCUAUUCAAGCCCUGGAAUGAGACCAGAUGUAAGCUCUCCUCCAUCCAGCUCUUCAACAGCAACGGGACCACCUCCCAAACUCUGCCUUGUGUGCUCUGAUGAAGCUUCGGGAUGUCAUUAUGGGGUCUUGACCUGUGGAAGCUGUAAAGUAUUCUUCAAAAGAGCAGUGGAAGGUAGGCAGCACAAUUACCUUUGUGCUGGAAGAAAUGAUUGUAUCAUUGAUAAAAUCCGAAGAAAGAACUGCCCAGCAUGUCGCUACCGGAAAUGCCUUCAAGCUGGAAUGAACCUAGAAGCUCGAAAAACAAAGAAAAAAAUAAAAGGAAUUCAGCAAGCCGCUACAGGAGUCUCACAAGACACUUCUGAAAAUCCUGCUAACAAAACAGUAGUUCCUGCCACAUUACCACAACUCACCCCUACCUUGGUGUCACUGUUAGAGGUCAUUGAACCUGAGGUGUUGUAUGCAGGAUAUGACAGCUCUGUUCCAGAUUCUACUUGGAGGAUCAUGACCACACUCAACAUGUUAGGUGGGCGCCAAGUGAUUGCAGCAGUGAAAUGGGCAAAGGCAAUACCAGGAUUCAGGAACUUACACCUGGAUGACCAAAUGACCCUUCUUCAGUACUCAUGGAUGUUUCUCAUGGCCUUUGCCCUGGGCUGGAGAUCAUACAGACAAUCAAAUGGAGGUUUUCUGUGUUUUGCUCCUGAUCUGAUUAUAGAUGAGCAGAGAAUGAGUCUACCCUGCAUGUAUGACCAAUGUAAACAUAUGCUGUUUGUCUCCUCUGAGUUACGAAGACUUCAGGUAUCUUACGAAGAAUAUCUGUGCAUGAAAACCUUACUACUUCUCUCUUCAGUUCCUAAGGAAGGUUUGAAGAGCCAAGAGCUAUUUGAUGAAAUUAGAAUGACCUACAUCAAAGAGCUAGGAAAAGCCAUUGUCAAAAGGGAAGGAAACUCCAGUCAAAACUGGCAACGAUUUUAUCAACUGACAAAACUUUUGGACUCCAUGCAUGAAGUGGUUGAAAAUCUUCUUGGCUAUUGCUUCCAAACAUUUUUGGAUAAGACUAUGAGUAUUGAAUUCCCAGAGAUGUUAGCUGAAAUCAUCACCAAUCAGAUACCAAAAUAUUCAAGUGGAAAUAUAAAAAAACUUCUGUUUCAUCAAAAGUGACUGCCUUACAGUAAGAAAGAUUGCCUUAAAGAAAGUUGAAUUUAUAGCUUUUACUGUACAAACUAUCAAUUUGUCUCACAGAAGUUUUGGGUUUUUUUCUUUCUGUUUUUGUCUGGUUUUUGGUUGUUGUUUUCUUUUAAAUACGCACUACAUGUGGUUUAUAGAGGGCCAAGAGUUGGCAUCGGAAGCAGUUGAGUGGUAACUUUGAAGUGAUGGGAAGGUAGAUAGUGAGAUUUAUUAGUUGGUGUAUCCCAGAUAUUAGAAACAAUAUUGUGGGCUAAUCUCCACUGUCAGAGAAGGAUGGCACCUAAACCACCAGUGCCCAAAAUCUAUGUGAUGAACUUUCUGCUCAUACUUUCAGUUGGCUGUAUAAAACUUUUUAGACUUUUUUGUUGGUAUAUUUUCCCAUGUAUAGUUAGGAUAGCAUUUUUGAUUUAUGCAUGGAAACCUGAAAAAAGUUUACAAGUGUAUAUCAGAAAAGGGAAGCUGUGCCUUUUAUAUCUAUUACUGUCUGGUUUUAACAAUUUCCUUUAUAUUCAGUGAACUACGCUUGCUCAUUUUUCUUACAUAAUUUUUGUAUUCGAGUUAUUGUAUAGCUGUUUAAGAUGGGCAGCUAGUUCAUAGCUUUCCUAAAUAAACUCUAAACAUUAAUCUUCUGUGUGAAAAUGGGUUGGUGCUUCUAACCUGAUGGCACUUAGCUAUCAGAAGACCACAAAAUUUGACUCAGAUCUCCAGUAUUGUCAAAAAAAGCUCUUCUUUUGUAUAUAUCUGCUUCCAUGAAGAAUGAUAUAGGUUGUGCAAAUUAACCAUCCUGACUGGUAUAGAGCACCUAGUCCAGUGACCCUGCUGGGUAAAUUAUGGAUAAUGGUUGUAAAAGAUAACUAUUAAAAAAAAAAUAACUACCAAGAGGCCCUGUUUGUACCUGGUACCCUAUCUCUGCAGUGGUUAGAUGGCAAGAAAGUUGGUAAACUGUCUUUUGGGACCUUUUGUAGUAGUUUGCAUAACUUCUUAAAAGUUAUAGUUCCAGAUAACCAGCUGUAACACAGCUGAGAGAUUUUUAAUCAGACCAAGUAAUUCCUCUCACUAAACUCUACCCAAAAACUAAAUCUCUAAUAUGGCAAAAAGUGGCUAGACACCCAUUUUCACAUUCCCAUCUGUCAUCAAUUGGUCUAUCUUUCCUGAUAGAACAGGAAAGCUCAGCUACUGAUUUUUGUGAUUUAGAACUGAAUGUCAAACAUCCAUGUUUGUAGAACUACACAUCCCUCCGUGUGCCAUAAGAUUUAACACAAGUCUUGUGAAUUUAUUCACUGUUGAAAAGUAUAAUUUUAAACAAAACAGAAGCUGUAGUAGCCCUUUCUGUGUGCACCUUAACAACUUUCUGUAAACUCAAAACUUAACAUAGUUACUAAGCCACAAGAAAUCUGAUUUCUGUUCAAAGUGGCCAAAUUAUCUGUGUAAUAGAAAACUGAAAAUCUAAUAUUAAAAAUAAUGAAACUUCUAAUAUAUUUUUAUAUUUAGUUAUAGUUUCAGAUAUAUAUCAUAUUGGUAUUCACUAAUCUGGGAAGGGAAGGGCUACUGCAGCUUUACAUGCAAUUUAUUAAAAUGAUUGUAAAAUAGCUUGUAUAGUGUAAAAUAAGAAUGAUUUUUAGAUGAGAUUGUUUUAUCACGACAUGUUAUAUAUUUUUUGUAGAGGUCAAAGAAAUCUUGAUGGAUACACCCUGUAUGACUUAUAGUGUGCUCAAAGCAUUCAUACUGGCAUUAAGGUGUCAGAAACCAAACAGGUUUUGCUCUAGAAGAGGGAGAUGGAGACUGGCCUUGUGUGCAGUGAGGCUGUGUCCCAGUUAAACCACAGAUAAAAGUAAUCCUCUGCCUCCCAUUCUGACCAUGCUUCUCAUUCCAGCAGUGAGUCUGUAAACGCAGGUUUGAUUUAUUAAAUCUCCCCUUGCAAUAGAGUGUAUAAACAGGACAGAAUGGUAUUGCUCAUAUAGUUACAGGCACCAUCUAAUAGCAGGGUUACUUGCACAUGCAGCCUCUCAAACAGGUUAACAAAAACAGAGGCUUUAGAAGUUUGGCAAUAAUAUGCAUAGAGGUACAGCAAUAUGUAAAUAGUGCAGAAUCCCAUAGGGUGCCAAUAAUACACUAAUUCCUUUCUAUCUUACAAGAUUUCAUUUCCAAGUAAAAUGAGGACAUGUUUAUGUUUUCUUUGAAUGCUCUUUGAAUGUUGUUUUCAGUAUUUUGUGGAAAUUAUUUAAUAAAAAAUGUAAUCAUUUGCUUUUUGAAUGCUCUUUAAAAGGGAAUGUUCCUUUUGUAAUGGUUUAAAUUGAUCUUUAAGAUGGUUGUAACCCAGCUGGAUGUGAAAUUUAUGGUGCCUAAGAAAUAACACUUGAAUAUUAUCAGUGACAGUGUUAAGUUUCAAAAAGAGCUUCUCAAAAGUAGAUUAUUGUUCAUUUAUAUAAUGUUACAUGGUUAAAACCAAAAAGUGCAUCACAUAUUAUUCUUAUUUCAGUCCCAGCAACCUUGGUUCUCAAAAGUAGAGCUCAGUUUAAAAAUGGGGGCAGGGGGGGUUGGGUGUACACUUUGUUGUCAACAAGGAGGCAACUGACAUAAAACUAUAGGAGGCUUUUCACUAAAAGAAACUGUGCUCUUUUAGAACAUGUAGGAAGGAAGAAAGUUACCAUAAUUAUGUUUGAGUAUAAUUACAGAUUUUAAGUGAAGAAAAGGAAAAGAUACAUUACUGUUUGAAAUCAACUUCAUUUUCUAUGUGUGUGGUUUCUUGUCAUCCCAAACUAUUAUAAUAACUUCAGUAAGAACCAGUGACAUGCCUAUGUGGAUUCAAAGAGAUCCUGAAAAGUAUUUUUAAUUACUGGUAGAAAAAAGUGAUUCAGUGUUUUUAGGCAUUGCUCUGGGUACUGUACAAGCAGAAAUGAGGAGCUAAGGACUUGACAGUUUGGGAAUUGACUGCUUAAAACUAUAGGAAAGGAACCUGAAGGAGCAACUGCCUUCUCUUGGGAGAAGGAAAAAAAAACCUUUGCCACGCCAGAAGGAAAUCUAAUGUGAUUAGUGUCAAUGAAGAACUUCAUAGAGAGCACAGGAUGAGCUCUGGGCAAGCAUGUGAAGGGAAAGCCAGCUUCACUUAAGAAUUUGGGAGUAAUAUAGGCAGAAGAUGAGAGAGAAGAGAAACAAUCCAAUUUCACUCAAGUCUUAUCAUUUUAGUUCUCUUUUAAAUCCCCUAAAACUAUGUCACUAUGGAAUGAACAUUAUUAUAAUUUGAUCUGUCAAAAUUAAAAAAUCGUGGUAGCCUUCAGUGAGAUUUUGAUCUCAGUUGGUCACCCCCAACAACCGUGGUAUAGUUGAAUGUGUUUUUAUGUGCCUGGUUUCAGAGCAGGAAGAGAAAAUAAGUGUGUGAAAGACACUUUAAACAAAAGUUUCAUCAUUUUCCAGACUAUUUUCAAUCAACCUGGUCCACCAAAUAAGUGACCAGGUUUUCAGGAAAGGAGAGCUUCUCUCUAGAAAAUGUAUGAAAGGAUUUUAUUUUCUGAUAAAAGACUAUAUGAAAAUACCCUCCUCAAAUAACUUGCUUAACUACAUAUAGAUUCAAGUGUGUCAAUAUUCUAUUUUGUAUAUUAAACAAAUGCUAUAUAAUGGGGACAAAUCUAUAUUAUACUGUGUAUGGCAUUAUUAAGAAGCUUUUUUCAUUAUUUUUUAUCACAGUAAUUUUUAAAUGUGUAAAAAUUAAAACCAGUGACUCCUGUUUAAAAAUAAAAGUUGUAGUUUUUUAUUCAUGCCGAAUAAUCUGUAGUUUAAAAAAUGUCUUUUUACCUACGCAGUGAAAUGUCAGACUGUAAAAUCUUGUGUGGAAAUGUUUAACUUUUAUUUUUCAUUUAAAUUUGCUGUUCUGGUAUUACCAAACCUCACAUUUGUACUGAAUUGGCAGUAAAUGUUAGUUAGCCAUUUACAGCAACGCCAAAUAUGGGGGAACAUCAUUGUAAAAUAAAAGUAUCUGCUUUUUUCAUUAUGUGACUCCCAACAUGCUUUUGUAGAACUAGUGAAGUUAUUAUUUUCCUGUUUUCCUCCUGUUCUACUCAAGGCAGACUUACCACUUUAGGCACCUUAAGAUGCUAAAGUAGAUAUUUAGAUGUCAAUGUGCAAUGUAUGUGUGCUAAUAGCUCAACAAACUCAAAAUGAGCCAAGCCCUGGUAACAGCGACCCACAGAUCAUCACAUCCACACCUCACAUGGUUGUGUGCCAUUGCUGCACAGGGUACUAAGGGCAGGGAAGAAAUGAAGCUGCUUCAAAUGUAACAAUUUUAUGAGCUGAGUGCAUUCGUUCACAUCUGUACUCCCUACUACUAGUCCAGAAGCAGAGAUUGGGAAGGUCACAGUUUGAGGCCAGCCUAGGUAAAAACUUAGUAAGAGACCCCAAAUCAAACAAUAAACACACCUGUGACCCCAGCUACAUGGCACAGCAAAAAUGUGAGACUCUACCUGAAAAAGCAAAAAGGGCUGGGGGCAUGGCCCAGGUGGUAGAAUAUCUGCCUACCAAGGUGAGGCCCUGAAGUCCAACCUCAGAACUGCCCAAAAAAAAAGU
Molecule: messenger RNA, 7460 nt
Organism: Castor canadensis (American beaver)
Lineage: Eukaryota; Metazoa; Chordata; Mammalia; Rodentia; Castoridae
Gene: Nr3c1
Product: nuclear receptor subfamily 3 group C member 1
Biological process (GO): regulation of DNA-templated transcription; nuclear receptor-mediated glucocorticoid signaling pathway
Cellular component (GO): nucleus
Molecular function (GO): nuclear glucocorticoid receptor activity; zinc ion binding; steroid binding
Source: RefSeq, a predicted model, not a curated record